Nothoprocta perdicaria is the source of this 1354-nucleotide messenger RNA. RefSeq names its product COMM domain containing 9 (gene COMMD9). The transcript is spliced from 6 exons. The coding region runs from base 1 to 576 and encodes 191 amino acids. NCBI's taxonomy places the organism in Eukaryota, Metazoa, Chordata, Aves, Tinamiformes, Tinamidae. The record is from RefSeq and is a predicted model, not a curated record.
AUGUGCUUGGUUCUAGAGAUGCUUUUUGAGGCGCCGUCGCGGGACGCCGUGCGGCAGCUGUGCCAGGAGAGCUUCUCCAGCCCGCCCGCCGCCCUCGGCCCGCUGGCCCGCCGCGCCUGCCCCGGCCUCGCCGCCGCUCCCGAGGAGGCCGCGCAGCUCGUGUCUGCCCUGCACAACCUCACCAGGCACGUGGUGUACCGGGGCCUGACAAAGCCGGAAGACAUUCUCGCCCUCUUUCCAGAAAACUUCCACCAAAACCUGAAAAACCUUUUAACCAAGAUUAUCUUGGAGAAUGUUUCUACUUGGAGAAAUGAAGCUCAAGCAAGUCAGAUCUCCCUGCCUCGCCUGAUUGACAUGGACUGGAGGGUGGACAUCAAGACCUCUUCAGACAACAUCAGCAGAAUGGCAGUCCCUACUUGCCUGCUGCAGUUGAAGAUUCAGGAAGACGCUGCCUUAUGUGGAAAUAAUCCUGUUGUUUCUGCAAUGACUGUGGAACUGAGUAAAGAAACCCUGGACACUAUGUUGGAAGGUCUGGGAAGGAUCCGGGACCAGCUUUCUGCUGUUGCAAACAAGUGAAUAGCAGUGGGCAUGAAUUUCAGCUGCCAGGAAGGAAGUUAUUCUCCACCUACAGCUCUGAUAAGUUGCAGUCCAGUGCACUAUGCUUUCCGUCUUAACAAAAUUAAAGAGAUUUCUUUUUUAAGUUAAUGAAGAUAGCUGUUGAAAAGCUAAAACUUAAACAUGCACUUGGUCUGGUGCCAAAAACUGUUUUCCUAAUGUUGCUGAACAAAACCUCUUCUCCAUUUCAGAGAAGGAUUUAAGGGCUCAGAGUCUGGCUUAAUCACAAGGGUCGUAAUGGGAAAUGGCAAAUAGCUGCAGCCAAUGAAGCAAGCACUAUCUCCCUGCCCUGAAAUUAGGAUCUAAAAGGCUCAGCCUGGCUAAUGGGCUGCUUUCCAGCAUUAGCAGCCAAGGAGGGUGCUUCUUUCUGAAACAUGCAUGUACUGAGGCAUAUGCUGGAGGCAGCGCUCUCUCCCUCCUAACGAAGCACAGCCGUGYUGCAGAUUGUUAUUACAGGAUAAUGCUUGGAAAUGGGGCAAUUUUGCUACAACGAACCCUCUUUCGAUCAGCUUCAUAGCACCAUUUGCAAAAUGACUACCCUGAACAUCUUAAGCAGCGAGUAAUUUCCUCCUUCUGUUUGAAAAGAAAAAAGGGAGGUUAGAUCAUUUGUGUUURGGCGUAUUGGACUUUGUAUUGCCGUUGCUGCAGAAAAGGCAGGCUAGGAGAGGAAAAAAAACUGAUGGCUGUUUUCUGUACUGUAGGAAACCCUUCUAUGGCAAUUGGUGCCUAUACUUUCCUA